Kogia breviceps (pygmy sperm whale) is the source of this 1750-nucleotide messenger RNA. The record is from RefSeq and is a predicted model, not a curated record. Lineage: Eukaryota; Metazoa; Chordata; Mammalia; Artiodactyla; Physeteridae.
AGGCGCAGUGCUGUGUUUGUCUGCGGGACUGACGGGCGGCCGGGCGGUGCGCGGUGGCGGCGGGGAAGAUGGCGGCGUCCUCCCUGGAGCAGAAGCUGUCCCGCCUGGAAGCAAAGCUGAAGCAGGAGAACCGCGAGGCCCGGCGGAGGAUCGACCUCAACCUGGAUAUCAGCCCCCAGCGGCCCAGGCCCAUUAUUGUGAUCACUCUAAGCCCUGCUCCUGCCCCGUCCCAACGAGCAGCCCUGCAGCUCCCACUGGCCAAUGAUGGGGGCAGCCGCUCACCGUCCUCCGAGAGCUCCCCGCAGCACCCCACGCCCCCCGCCCGGCCCCGCCACAUGCUGGGGCUCCCAUCAACCUUGUUCACACCUCGCAGCAUGGAGAGCAUCGAGAUUGACCAGAAGCUGCAGGAGAUCAUGAAGCAGACGGGCUACCUGACCAUUGGGGGCCAGGUACUGCCCUUCCCUUGGGCCCCCCCAGGGAGGGUGGGCAGGACGCAGCUGGUAGGUCUGGGCUGGGGGUGGAGGGCAGAGGCCCAGUGGACCCCCAGCCCUGGCUCUCCUUGCCAGCGCUACCAGGCGGAAAUCAACGACCUGGAGAACCUGGGGGAGAUGGGCAGCGGCACCUGUGGCCAGGUGUGGAAGAUGCGUUUCCGGAAGACGGGGCACGUCAUCGCUGUCAAACAAAUGCGGCGCUCGGGGAACAAGGAAGAGAACAAGCGGAUCCUCAUGGACCUGGACGUGGUGCUCAAGAGCCAUGACUGCCCCUACAUCGUGCAGUGCUUUGGGACCUUCAUCACCAACACGGACGUCUUCAUUGCCAUGGAGCUUAUGGGCACGUGCGCCGAGAAGCUCAAGAAGCGGAUGCAGGGCCCUAUCCCUGAGCGGAUCCUGGGCAAGAUGACGGUGGCGAUCGUGAAGGCACUCUACUACCUGAAGGAGAAGCACGGCGUGAUCCACCGGGACGUCAAGCCCUCCAACAUCCUGCUGGAUGAGCGGGGCCAGAUCAAGCUCUGCGACUUCGGCAUCAGUGGCCGCCUUGUUGACUCCAAAGCCAAAACGCGGAGCGCAGGUUGCGCUGCCUACAUGGCACCUGAGCGCAUUGACCCCCCGGACCCCACCAAGCCCGACUACGACAUCCGGGCUGAUGUGUGGAGCCUGGGCAUCUCCUUGGUGGAGCUGGCGACGGGACAGUUUCCCUACAAGAACUGCAAGACGGACUUUGAGGUCCUCACCAAAGUUCUACAGGAAGAACCCCCACUCCUGCCCGGUCACAUGGGCUUCUCGGGGGACUUUCAGUCCUUCGUCAAAGACUGCCUUACUAAAGAUCACAGGAAGAGACCAAAGUAUAAUAAGCUACUUGAACACAGCUUCAUCAAGCGCUACGAGACGCUGGAGGUGGAUGUGGCGUCCUGGUUCAAGGAUGUCAUGGCGAAGACCGAGUCGCCGCGCGCAAGCGGGGUCCUGAGCCAGCACCACCUGCCCUUCUUCAGGUAGCUGCACAGCGGCGGCCAGCCCACUGGGGGCCGGGGGCAUGGCCACCGGCCUCCCGUUACCCACCCGGCCACCCAGCUGCCCUCCAGGGGAGCCCUGGGACCUGGACGGCCGCCGAGGGCUGAGGACAGAAAGUAGGGGGCGCCGACCCACCCCUGGCUCCCUGCCCACCAGCCAUGGACAGAUGGGCCCGCCAGGCCCCAGCCCUUCCCGUCCCAGGAUCAGCCGGCUGUGUGCACCGCCCCCCCCCCAACCCCCGA